Sesamum indicum (sesame) is the source of this 1326-nucleotide messenger RNA. RefSeq names its product alpha/beta hydrolase domain-containing protein VTE7. NCBI's taxonomy places the organism in Eukaryota, Viridiplantae, Streptophyta, Magnoliopsida, Lamiales, Pedaliaceae. The record is from RefSeq and is a predicted model, not a curated record. Gene Ontology annotation, molecular function: catalytic activity.
UUGUUACCCACCUUUUUUCAAUAAUAGAGCGGACAUGCGUUUGACGCAAUUCUGUGGUGUCAGAGAGUAUAAACUCUUGUUGGGAAGUGUCUGCUUUUUGUUACACACACCUCAUAGUCAUAGGUGUACUGUGUAAAAAUGGUGGUGGCACUGGGAUUGGGAUUUCCGCUCCAUCAAUGUGGUCCAAGAAAGUUGCUGGGGUUCAGAGUUUCCGGUGGUGCUCGCGGCGGCGGUUGUGGUGCUGAUGAUCUUGGUGGAGGGUUUCCAUCUUUUCUUCCCAAGGAGGUUCACAAUAUCAGAGACCCUUCUGCAAGAUCUUUGGCUCAGAGGAUUCAAAGACUUCCUGUCCAGGUUGGAUUUUCUGAGAGUUGCAUAAUGAGUAGCUGUGUGACACCAAGAGUUUGUCGUGAUGCCAAUCCGGUGGUUCUUCUUCAUUGCUUUGACAGCUCUUGUUUAGAAUGGAGAAGUGCAUAUCCAUUGCUGGAGGAUGCUGGCUUGGAGGCUUGGGCCAUCGAUAUUCUUGGAUGGGGUUUCUCUGAUUUAGAAAGACGUCCACCCUGUAAUGUAGCAUCAAAGAGAAACCACCUUUACCAGCUAUGGAAGUCUCAUAUUGGAAGACCAAUGACCUUGGUUGGACCGAGCCUUGGUGCUGCAGUUGCAAUAGAUUUCACAGUCAAUUUUCCUGAAGCUGUUGAUAAGCUGGUUUUAAUAAAUGCAAACGUUUAUGCAAAAGGAACUGGAGUUCUGUCAAACUUACCCAAGUCGAUGGCAUAUCCAAUGGCCUCGCUGCUGAAGAGCAUCCCAAUGCGGUGGUACGCCAAGCUCCUCAUUUUCAAUGGCAUAUCAUUAUCUAGGAUAGUAGAUUAUACCAACGUGGGGCGCCUUCACUGCCUAUUGCCGUGGUGGGAAGAUGCCACUGUAAAUUUUAUGCUCAGUGGAGGGUAUAACGUCGCUGGCCAAAUCAAACACGUGAGGCAAAAAGCUCUUCUCAUCUGCAGCGAGCGUGACAAUAUAGUCAGCAACAAGCUCGCCGAGAGAUUGCAUAACGAACUGCCAAAUGCGAGCAUGAGAAAAGUCGCGGAUUGUGGCCAUAUGCCUCACAUUGAGAAGCCAUAUGUGAUUGCUAAGCUGAUUGCUGAUUUCGCCCAAGGUGCUGCUGCUGCCCCGGAGGCCAGGCAACAUUCACAGGGCGUCGAUACCAUUUCUUGCAAAAAGCAGUAUAUUGCAUAGAUGCUACUGUCUCUUUCACAAAUUAAGCUUGGAACGUCGCACAUUAUGUUCAUGUUAACGAAUCGCCUAUUCAUGCCACAUUUGCAUUCAUGGAUU